UGCUGGAGAGGAAAAUGAAGGAGACGAAUCAAAGCCCAAGUCAAAGCCUGGUUUCAUCCCCGGCCUGAUACCUCCAAAGAUCCCAGAAGGAGAAAAGGUGGACUUUGAUGACAUUCACCGAAAACGAAUGGAGAAGGACCUCACCGAGCUCCAGACUCUGAUCGAGGCCCACUUUGACAAGCGUAAGAAAGAGGAAGAGGAGCUCCUCAGCCUCACAGACCGCAUUGACAAGCGCAGGUCAGAGAGAUCAGAGCAGACGAAGAUCAGAGCGGAGAGAGAAAAAGAGCGACAGAACAGAAUAUCUGAGGAAAAAGCGAGGAAAGAAGACGAAGAGUUCAAGAAGAGGGCCGACGAUGACCACAGGAAGAAGAUGAUUCUGUCCAACCUGAGUUUCACCGGAUACAAAACACAGACUGGGGCAAAAAGGCAAACGGAGAGGGAGAAGAAGAAGAAGAUCCUGAACGACCGACGCAAGGAGUUAAACAUCGAUCACCUGAGAGAGGACAAACUCAAGGAAAAGGCGAUGGAGAUGUGGGACCGGAUGCGUCAGCUGGAGUCGGAGAGAUUUGAUCUUCAGUAUCUGCAGACGAAGCAGAAGUAUGAGAUCACCGUGUUGAGAAACCGAGUCACUGACCAUCAGAAAAUCUCAAAGGGCGCCAGGAGCAAGCGAGGGCUGAGGAAGUAACAUCGGACGUCACCGUGAGGAAAACCGGCAUCAAUGAGCGACAGGAACUGAAUUUGAACGUUUUCUAAAAAACAUGAACGCGCAAAGAACAGAGUGACGGUUCUGAAAAUAUUAUAAAAUGCUCUUAAACAGGUUAUCUGUGAGAUGCAGUGCAUGCUGAGAAAUCCAGAGGUGUCGCUGAGUCUCUGAUUUCAGUCUGAUCAUACAAAGUGGUGCAGCUCAUGUUUAUAAAAAAAUAUAAAAAAGUGUGUGAUCUAUUAUAAAGGCUUUAGCGACAGGAUUUUGACUUUAAUGCUAAAGUCCAAACACUGAAUGUGUCGCUUGGAAACCUCAAAGUGAAGUGGAGACUAAUUAACAGAU
Messenger RNA from Pleuronectes platessa (European plaice), 1045 nucleotides. Its product is annotated as troponin T, cardiac muscle isoforms. The record is from RefSeq and is a predicted model, not a curated record. Gene Ontology annotation, biological process: cardiac muscle contraction; regulation of muscle contraction; sarcomere organization. Bases 128 to 685 code for a protein of 185 amino acids. Gene Ontology annotation, molecular function: troponin I binding; tropomyosin binding; troponin C binding. Gene Ontology annotation, cellular component: troponin complex. NCBI's taxonomy places the organism in Eukaryota, Metazoa, Chordata, Actinopteri, Pleuronectiformes, Pleuronectidae. The transcript has 10 exons.